GAGGGCUCGGCCGCCAGCAACCGAGCGGGGCCCGGCCCGAGCGGGGCCUGGGGGUGCGACGCCGAGGGCGGGGGAGCGCGCGCCGCUGCACCCGGACCGGGCCGCGCGCGCCGCCUCAGGAACGUCACCCUCACUGGAGGCACCUGACAAAUCCUAGCCAAUUUGUUGAGCACCUCCACCCGGGAACCUCACCAUCCAGAAGUGUGGUUCCCGCACAGCUGCAGCCAUGGGGUCUGAGGACCAUGGCGCCCAGAACCCCAGCUGCAAAAUCAUGACGUUUCGCCCAACCAUGGAAGAAUUUAAGGACUUCAACAAAUACGUGGCCUACAUAGAAUCGCAGGGGGCCCACCGGGCGGGCCUGGCCAAGAUCAUCCCCCCAAAGGAGUGGAAGCCGCGGCAGACGUACGACGACAUUGACGACGUGGUGAUCCCGGCCCCCAUCCAGCAGGUGGUGACGGGCCAGUCGGGCCUCUUCACGCAGUACAACAUCCAGAAGAAGGCCAUGACGGUGGGGGAGUACCGCCGCCUGGCCAACAGCGAGAAGUACUGUACCCCGCGACACCAGGACUUUGACGACCUCGAACGCAAAUACUGGAAGAACCUCACCUUCGUCUCCCCGAUCUACGGGGCCGACAUCAGCGGCUCUUUAUACGAUGACGAUGUGGCGCAGUGGAACAUCGGCAGCCUCCGCACCAUCCUGGACAUGGUGGAGCGCGAGUGCGGCACCAUCAUCGAGGGCGUCAACACGCCCUACUUGUACUUCGGUAUGUGGAAGACCACCUUUGCCUGGCACACCGAGGACAUGGACCUGUACAGCAUCAACUACCUGCACUUCGGGGAGCCCAAGUCCUGGUACGCCAUCCCGCCAGAGCACGGCAAGCGCCUGGAGCGGCUGGCCAUUGGAUUCUUCCCCGGGAGCUCUCAGGGCUGCGACGCCUUUCUGCGGCACAAGAUGACCCUCAUCUCGCCCAUCAUCCUGAAGAAGUACGGGAUCCCCUUCAGCCGGAUCACGCAGGAGGCCGGGGAAUUCAUGAUCACAUUUCCCUACGGCUAUCACGCCGGCUUCAAUCACGGGUUCAACUGUGCAGAAUCUACCAACUUUGCCACCCUUCGGUGGAUUGAUUACGGCAAAGUGGCCACUCAGUGCACGUGCCGGAAGGACAUGGUGAAGAUCUCCAUGGACGUGUUCGUGCGCAUCCUCCAGCCUGAGCGCUACGAGCUGUGGAAGCAGGGCAAGGACCUCACGGUGCUGGACCACACGCGGCCCACCGCGCUCACCAGCCCCGAACUGAGCUCCUGGAGUGCGUCCCGGGCCUCGCUCAAGGCCAAGCUCCUCCGCAGACAAAUUAGUCUGAAAGAAAGCAGACACUGGAGAAAGACUGAGGAGGAGAGGAAACCAAGUCUAGAAAGGAAGAAAGAGACCAAAAGGCCGGGGCUGUCGUCUCACCGGAAACGGAGCCAGCCCAAGAAGCCCAAGCCCGAAGACCCCAAGUCCCCAGGGGAGGGUGCGGCUGGGGUGCUCCUGGAGGAGGCCGGGGGCGGCGUGAAGGAGGAGGCCGGGCCAGAGGCCGACCCCGAGGAGGAGGAGGAGGAGCCGCAGUCACUGCCACACGGCCGGGAGGCCGAGGGCACAGAAGAGGAUGGGAGGGGCAAGCUUCGGCCAACCAAGGCCAAGAGCGAGCGGAAGAAGAAGAGCUUCGGCCCACUGCCCCCACAGCUGCCGCCGCCCACCCACUUCCCCUCGGAGGAGGCACUGUGGCUGCCGUCCCCGCUGGAGCCGCCGGUGCUGGGCCUGGGCCCCGCGGCCAUGGAGGAGAGUCCCCUGCCAGCGCCCCUCAACGUCGUGCACCCCGAGGUGCCCAGUGAGGAGCUAGAGGCCAAGCCUCGGCCCAUCAUCCCUAUGCUGUAUGUGGUGCCUCGGGCCGGCAAGGCGGCCUUCAACCAGGAGCACGUGUCCUGCCAGCAGGCCUUCGAGCACUUUGCCCAGAAGGGCCCGAACUGGAAGGAGCCGGCCUCCCCCAUGGAGCUGACAGGGCCCGAGGACGGUGGAGCCAGCAGUGGGGCCAGCCGCGCAGAGAGCAAGGCUCGGGCCGGAGAGGGGCAGGCACCAUCCACAUUUUCCAAACUGAAGAUGGAGAUCAAGAAGAGCCGGCGCCAUCCCUUGGGCCGGCCGCCCACCCGGUCCCCGCUGUCGGUGGUCAAGCAGGAGGCCUCAAGUGACGAGGAGGCAUCCCCUUUCUCCGGGGAGGAGGACAUGAGUGACCCCGAGGCUUUGAGGCCCCUGCUGUCCCUGCAGUGGAAGAACAGGGCAGCCAGCUUCCAGGCCGAGAGGAAGUUCAACGCAGCGGCUGCGCGCACGGAGCCCUACUGCGCCAUCUGCAUGCUCUUCUACCCCUACUGCCAGGCCCUACAGACUGAGAAAGAGGUGCCCCCAGCCUCCCUCGGAGAGGGCUCCUCAGCCACACCUCCCUCCAGAAGUGGCCAGAAGACGAGGCCACUGAUCCCCGAAAUGUGCUUCACCUCUGGCGGCGAGAACACAGAGCCGCUGCCGGCCAACUCCUACAUCGGCGACGAUGGGACCAGCCCCCUCAUCGCCUGCGCCAAGUGCUGCCUGCAGGUUCACGCUAGUUGCUAUGGCAUCCGUCCCGAGCUGGUCAACGAAGGCUGGACGUGUUCCCGGUGCGCAGCCCAUGCCUGGACUGCGGAGUGCUGCCUGUGCAACCUGCGAGGAGGCGCGCUGCAGAUGACCACUGACAGGAGGUGGAUCCACGUGAUCUGCGCCAUCGCCGUCCCCGAGGCGCGCUUCCUGAACGUGAUCGAGCGUCACCCGGUGGACAUCAGCGCCAUCCCCGAGCAGCGGUGGAAGCUGAAAUGCGUGUACUGCCGGAAGCGGAUGAAGAAGGUGUCGGGCGCCUGCAUCCAGUGCUCCUACGAGCACUGCUCCACGUCCUUCCACGUGACGUGCGCCCACGCCGCCGGGGUGCUCAUGGAGCCGGACGACUGGCCCUACGUGGUCUCCAUCACCUGCCUCAAGCACAAGUCGGGGGGCCACGCGGUGAGUGCCUGCCCGCCUCCUCACCCCCGGCUCCCCGCCCCCGCUGGUGCCUGUGCUGACCGUCCCCCUACCCCCACACCCUCUGCACCCUCCCAGGUCCAGUUCUUGAGGGCCGUGUCCCUAGGCCAGGUGGUCAUCACCAAGAACCGUAACGGGCUGUACUACCGCUGCCGCGUCAUCGGGGCCGCCUCGCAGACCUGCUACGAAGUGAACUUCGAAGAUGGCUCCUACAGUGACAACCUGUACCCCGAGAGCAUCACUAGUAGGGACUGUGCCCGGCUGGGACCCCCUUCCGAGGGGGAGCUGGUGGAGCUCCGGUGGACCGAUGGCAACCUCUACAAGGCCAAGUUCAUUUCCUCCGUCACCAGCCACAUCUACCAGGUGGAGUUUGAGGACGGGUCCCAGCUGACGGUGAAGCGAGGAGACAUCUUCACCCUGGAGGAGGAGCUGCCCAAGAGGGUCCGCUCUCGGCUGUCACUGAGCACGGGGGCGCCGCAGGAGCCUGCCUUCUUGGGGGAGGAGGCCAAGGCCGCCAAGCGCCCGCGCGUGGGCACCCCACUCGCCACGGAGGACUCGGGGCGGAGCCAGGACUACGUGGCCUUCGUGGAAAGCCUCCUGCAGGCGCAGGGCCGGCCCGGAGCCCCCUUCUAGGACAGCUGGCCGCUCAGGCGACCCUCAGCCCGGUGGGGCAGGCCAUGGCACGCCCUGGGCGUUCGCUUGCUGUGAAUUCCUGUCCUCGUGUCCCUGGCCCCCAAGAGGCCACCUCCAAGCCGCGGGUGCCCCCUAGGGCGACAGGAGCCAGCGGGACGCCGCACGCGGCCCCAGACUCAGGGAGCAGGGCCAGGCGGGCUCGGGGGCCAGCCGGGGUUGCACCCCACUCAACUACUCAGAAUUUUAAACCAUGGAAGCUCUCUUCUUCUCGAAAAGGUGCUACUGCAAUGCCCUACUGAGCAACCUUUGAGACGGUCACUUCUGUACAUAAACCACCUUUGUGAGGCUCUUUCUAUAAAUACAUAUUGUUUAAAAAAAAAAAGCAGGAGAAAAAGGAAAACAAAGGAAAAUAUCCCCAAAGCUGUUUUCUAGAUUUGUGGCUUUAAGAAAAACAAAAAACAAAAACACGUCGUUUUUCUCAGAACCCGGAUUCGCUGCGAGACUGAAGCGGCUUGCUGUGUUUUUGUUUGCUGUUGUUUUAAAAUACCACGAUGUGGCUGCAGAGCAGGCAGGGAAGAGGCCGGGGACUGCCGGGUCAGCCCGGCGGGGGGCAGGGCGCCCCGGUUUCAGCCGCCCGUCACUCACUCACCGUCUGGCCUCACCUCCCCCGGCUCCUGGACUCCGAUAGUCCGGGCAGCGCCCGUACCCCUCUGCGCCUGCUGGGAGGAGGCCCGGCCUCUGUGCUGGCCCCACUGUGUGCCAGGGGAAGCCCGGGGUCUGAGAGUGAACUCUCUCCCGGGGUUCGUCUUUGUUUCUCUCCCCCAAGAGAAUCACAGGUGUUCCAGAGGCUUCCUUGCAGACCAAGCCUCCCGCCCCUCCCUCGCCUCAGGGUGAGGAGGUCCCAGGCCCUUCUGGUCAAUAUGAGUGUGGGCAGCUUCCCAGCUAUUGAGGUGUGACCCUGAGUGGGUCAGGGGACACAGGGCCAAGACAGGCCUUUGGGGGUCCCAUUUACCCGCUUCUGAGCAGGGACAAGGCCAGGUAUCCUCGGUCUGCCCAUCCACGCUGCUGUCACCUGAGGGGAAUCUGCCUCUUAGGAGUGGGUUCAGCUGAUGGAGAAGACAUGGCCUUCAGCCCAGGCUAGGAAGCGCCUCCUCCGGGUGCCUCUCCCUCGCCAGCGGCGCUUUCUCCCGCCAGAGGGAGGGGUGGAGGGGUCAUUUGUUUGUAUGAGAAAGACAAAACGGCGGAGGCAGGAGUUUGGGACCUGCCUGGGCUAUGUAGUGAGACCCCAUCACUACAAAUGUUUUACACACUAGCUUGGUGUGGUGCGCGCUUGUGGUCCCGGUCAUGUGGGAGGCUGAGGGGGGAGGAUCUCUUGAACCCAGGAGGUUGAGGCUGCAGUGAGCUAUGAUUGCGCCACUGCAUUCCAGCCUGGGGGACAGAGUGAGAGCCUGUCUCAAAAAAUUAAAUACAUAGAUAAAUAAAGCAAUGUUUAUAUUAUAAGAGGGUGUCCGCACGGGCCCCGGGCUGGAGAGAACUAAGGGAAAGGGGGAGAGCGUGGCGCAGGAGCAAGCCCUUCAUUUUCUUGGUGGGGGAGGGGGGCGGUGACCCUGGAGAGGGCCGGGGUUGGGUAGUGGGGGGGUGUCAGCCAGAACGUGGGGGUGUCCCUCUGCACGAAGCAGCCUCACCCAGCGUGGCACUGACACUGUAUUCUUAUGUUGUUUGAAAAUGCUAUUUAUGUUGUAAAGAAGCGGGCGGAUGCCCUUGCAGCCGUGGUCCCUAGGGGGCUGCACCCAUCCCGUGGACGGGCCACGGAAGGGCAGGCCGGAGCUGCACACUCUCCCCACGAAGGUAUCUCUGUGUCUUACUCUGUGCAAAGACAAGACAAAACCCAGCACCCUGGUUUUUUCCCCACCCGAGAUGAAGGAUACGCUGUAUUUUUUGCCUAAUUUCCCUGCCUCUAGGUUCAUAAUGAAUUAAAGGUUCAUGAGCACUGCGAAACCCCGU
Molecule: messenger RNA, 5710 nt
Organism: Sapajus apella (tufted capuchin)
Lineage: Eukaryota; Metazoa; Chordata; Mammalia; Primates; Cebidae
Gene: KDM4B
Product: lysine demethylase 4B
Exons: 23
Coding region: 227-3706 (1159 amino acids)
Biological process (GO): chromatin remodeling
Cellular component (GO): nucleus
Molecular function (GO): histone H3K9 demethylase activity
Source: RefSeq, a predicted model, not a curated record